Molecule: messenger RNA, 828 nt
Organism: Cynara cardunculus var. scolymus (artichoke)
Lineage: Eukaryota; Viridiplantae; Streptophyta; Magnoliopsida; Asterales; Asteraceae
Product: transmembrane protein 230-like
Exons: 3
Coding region: 266-613 (115 amino acids)
Cellular component (GO): endomembrane system
Source: RefSeq, a predicted model, not a curated record
AAUUGCGCUAUGAUAUGAUAUCGUGGAUUAAUUGGUAAAAUGGCACCGUAGAAGGAGUCUGAUAGGUCACAACUUUUUGGUGGUGGAGACCGACGCCGGAGGCGAUGCCAUUUUUGGAUCAACUAAAUAUCUCCAUCGUUGACCCAUCUCUCUCAAUUACUCCAAACAAGUGACUAAAACCUCAAUCCUCUCGGUGACCUGGCUCAAGUUUUGAUUUGAGUGCUUCUGGACGUCUUUUGCAUACUUUGAAGUUGAAGUUAUUGGGAUGGCAUCUAGGCGGAAAAUUAAUUACACACGUCUUGCUGAUGAAGACAACGACUAUAUAGGCAAAGAAGGAUAUGACCCUCGGUUUGACUACUCACCAGCAACCUUGGAUGAAGUCCCAUGGAAAUCCAUUGCCCUUGCACUUUUUCUGCUCUUCCUUGGAUGUGGGCUUCUCCUCCUCUCGUUCUUCAUCUUCACAGGUCACAUGGGUGGAGACAGAUCCCAAGCAUAUGGCCUAUUAGGACUUGGGGUUCUCACCUUCCUCCCGGGCUUCUAUGAGACGCGGAUCGCUUAUUAUUCAUGGAGGGGUGCACAAGGCUACCGAUAUGCAGCCAUCCCUGGUUAUUAAGGAUUAUACCUCUUCCUGGUGUUCGGUUGUAUAUUCAGGGUGUAACAUACAUACAAUUACAUACAUCAAUUCCUGUUAUGUAGAUCGAGAUUCUUUUCUUUAUAUUUGUGUUUUGAAAAUGAAUAUUUACCAGUGUAGAAAAAUACUUGGUUCGGGUUUUCGGUUUUCUGUUUGUUAGUUGAUCAUCAACUUGCUUGACUUGAGGUUCUUUGAUC